UCAAUGUAUAUUAGUAUAAAUUACUGGUGGGAAUUGUGGAAGCAUGUUUUUGAAUUUGAUGUCUAUAAAAAGGCGCAUACAUAAAAGCGAAGAAGAAAUUGCAAAAACGUAACAAACAGAAAAGAGUGGGAAAAUGGAAAUUGGCAUGCUACCAAUCUCUGCAUCAAAGAGAGGAAAGCUCUUAGCUGCGGGUUACACAACACUCAACGCCAUUUCUCGCACUUCCACCACCAUCCUUGCUCGAGAAAUAGAAGUUUCUGAGAGUGAAGCUUCAGAAAUUCUGAAAUUUGCAACAAAAACUAGUGCUUUGGACAGAUCAAGUGGGAGUAACACUAACAUUAUUGAUGGUGGUCAGACUGCUUGGGAUAUGCUCAAUGAGGAAAGGUAUUCUUCCCUCGUUACCACUUCUUGUGUUGAUCUAGAUAACAUCCUUGGUGGAGGAAUUAGUUGCAAAGAAGUCACUGAAAUAGGUGGAGUCCCGGGCAUUGGUAAAACCCAAAUAGGGAUUCAACUUGCGGUAAAUGUUCAGAUUCCACUGGACUAUGGUGGCCUUGGUGGGAAGGCAAUAUACAUUGACACUGAGGGAAGCUUUAUGGUUGAGCGAGUUCUACAAAUUGCUGAAGCAUGCAUAGAAGACAUGUCAGAAUAUAGCCACCACUUUCACAAAGAUAAUCAAGCUUAUGUAGUUAAAAUGCACCCUAAUAGCAUCUUGGAAAAUAUAUUCUAUUUUCGUGUUUGCAGCUAUACUGAACAAAUUGCUUUGGUAAAUUACUUGGACAAAUUCAUCACGGAGCAUAAAGAUGUGAAGAUCAUCAUUAUUGACAGCGUUACUUUCCACUUUCGCCAAGACUUUGACGAUAUGGCUCUCCGAACUCGAUUACUCGGUGAAAUGUCUUUAAAGUUUAUGAAGCUUGCCAGAAACUUUUCUUUGGCUGUUGUUAUGUUGAAUCAAGUUACAACCAAGCAUAUUGAAGGUUCAUUUCAACUGACCCUUGCACUAGGUGAUAGCUGGUCGCAUUCUUGCACAAACCGGAUCAUCUUAUAUUGGAAUGGCGAUGAAAGACAUGCAUACAUUGACAAGUCUCCUUCUCUUAAAUCAGCUUCAGCACCAUAUUCUGUGACUUCUAGGGGGAUUCGUAAUUGUAAUUCUACUUCCAACAGUAAAAGAAUCAAGAUGGUGUGAGAUUUUGAGUAAGUAGAUAAUGGAACAACAUGCUUCUUUUUUUUGUGGCUUUUCUACAAUAUUGGCUUUUCUGUAGCCUCAAAGCACAGUGAACUUUGUUUUGGUUAUUGGUUAUGGAAUUUUGUUCCAUUAAACUGAGUCAAAUGUAAAUGAGAAAAUCAAGAAUUGUAAUUUUUGUAAACGCAAUGUCUGUUUUUUAUGAAUAUUGGUAGCUA
This is a messenger RNA of Lathyrus oleraceus (garden pea), 1398 nucleotides long. RefSeq names its product DNA repair protein RAD51 homolog 3. The coding region runs from base 134 to 1183 and encodes 349 amino acids. The record is from RefSeq and is a predicted model, not a curated record. Gene Ontology annotation, molecular function: ATP-dependent DNA damage sensor activity; four-way junction DNA binding; crossover junction DNA endonuclease activity. Gene Ontology annotation, biological process: reciprocal meiotic recombination; DNA repair; meiotic DNA recombinase assembly. Lineage: Eukaryota; Viridiplantae; Streptophyta; Magnoliopsida; Fabales; Fabaceae. Gene Ontology annotation, cellular component: Rad51B-Rad51C-Rad51D-XRCC2 complex; replication fork; Rad51C-XRCC3 complex. The transcript has 9 exons.